UGACGUAUGGCCGAGCGUGUUGAGCGCAUUUCGUUGCCUUCCACACCAAGUUAUCAAGUUCUUCUUUUCUCCUUCUUAGUUUCCUCAGACUUGCUGCUCACUGUCGUCCAGUCGAUGAGCAACACUCCACCUGCAGAAUCUUCCCAACGCUCACUUCCAAUCGAGUCACCAUCAAAGCCGACCGCUAGUUCCGCCGCAACACCCAUAGCUGUACCUUUCCCCUCUGGAACACGUUCGACAUCCCGGCGUUCUACUAGGUCGGCAUCCACGUAUUCCACUUCGUCUCAGCAGGCAUCUAGGUCAAACCCAUCUUGGAGAACUCUUUCGAUAUCGAAGGGAGGUCAGGUACAGAGUGGUGUGUCACUCGUAGUAGCUGAGCCUCAGUUAGAGGGUUCCGGGGAAAGGCAAUCAGAGGUAGCCUUGACCGUCGCUUCAAGUGGCAAAGGACCUUCCAAGCGCUCUCGGUUACCUUCUGUUUUCAUGAAGAGAAGAACCAGCAAUUUGGAGGACAUGUAUGAGGAAAAUGGAAGACGAGAAUCUACGCGUAUUCCAAAUGAAGUGGACAAAGACUCGAACAACAAUGUCCCGAUCGCAUUGGACCCACCGGCAGGCCAGAAAGAGGCGAAGGAGAUGAGUUCUGCUUCCAUCACCAGCAAAUCUCAGGACAAUGUGGAUGGAAGAAAUGAUAACGGAACAAAGUCUAAUCCUGGAGAUUCCUUUAACGCCAUCAGUACUGACAAUGAUAUGAAUAUUUCUUCAGCCCCUCCACCAAUAGAACAGCAAGAGACAAGAGAUACUGGGAAAGAUGCACCUAUAUCAGACCCACACAACACGCCGAGGCCACCCUCGUCUGCCCCAUCUUGGUUUGCGUCUUUUGGGAGAUCGAGAAUAAAAGAAGCCAAUACAAACGUUUCUUCAUCUAAAGAAGCUCUCAAAGAGGAUUCGGUCGCUUUAACGAACGUUACUACAACAAAGGUGGAACCCAGCAGUCUCCCUACACGCACAGUAAUUUCGGCAAUUGCUCCACCUCAUCCGUCCACCACCAUUCCAUUUCCGUCGAAUAGUGAACCUACGCCCCUCGCUUCACGCGCUCAAUGGCCCCGGCUUACCUCGACUUCACCCAGCUCUCCAUCUCCUUUACACGCUUCCAGUCUUCCUACCGACUUUUCAGAUGACGAGUGCGAACUUCCUCCCCGUCUGCGUCGUCAGGAAACUGAUUUAUCUGCCGCGUCGACCUCGAGCUUCCCAUCCUCUAUUGACGAAGAGUGUGUUCCGAGUUUGGCCAGGACCCCGGAUGAGGAACACAAUCCUCUUACGGGCCUGAACGAUAGUGAAGGCACUGUAAGAGCGAGGCUCAGCUCACUCAAUCCAGGCUCGAGUAGGUUUUCGAUUGCUCUUCCGUUGCUUGGCAGACAAAAGGUUAGACGGGAGGAUAUCAUUGCCAGGUUUGAUGACCGGAAGACUUUGACCGAAAGCGUGAAUGUCGAUUUUCACAACGACACCGACAAUGUCUCCACCGAAGCUGACGCAUCGAAUAUAUCGGUGGGUACAGCCACCCCGGAUGCAACCCCUGCCACUGCCGAUUUGAGCUCUCGUAACCCAGCAACAACUGAGUUCAAGUCCGGGAUUGGAGCACAUGUGACUGCAUCUCAGUGGGAAGGUUUACCUACUACGGAUACCAAUAAUGCUCCUGCUGCUGCCGCUGCGAGGCACUCAUGGUGGGAUUAUAUUGGUUGGGUAGACAGCAAUGCCCCCAGCAGUACUGCUGAUACCCGGAAUGCGAACACUAAAACUGAAGAGCCUGGGACAAUACACGAAUCACAACCUACUCCUAAAGUGAACAUGGAAACUAAUAUUGAAACAAAGGAGCCAGAACCGAAGGUCGCUGAAUUCGUGGAGACUGGAGGAGAUGAUACUCGGAAGGAAGACACGGCUGAUGACCGCAAGACGACAAUUAAAUUGCCUCAGUCACCAAACAAAGCCGUAUUCACACCUGGUUCGAGUUCGGGAUCAUGGUUUGGAUGGGGCGGGACCACAUCUACCUCCGAUAGUAAUUCUAAAGCCAUGAGUCAAUCACAACCUCAAACAGAAAUCCUGUCCGAAGCUUCUUCCACUUCCGCUUCCGCAACUGCACCUGAACAGGGACCCGAUUCUUCCUCUUCCCUUUCCCCACCAGGUAUCGUCGCCACGCUAUCUAAUGAGUCCCAGGCGACGAUAAGACCUGGCGCAGCAACGCAGAAUCUGGCUAAGAAACCGACAUCGGUGUUUUCAUCCGAUACUGUGGGAGCUAAGAGUGGUUCUUGGUUCGCUCCGUGGAGUUGGGGCGCUACUGGUUCAGCAUCAAACGAUGCUACGAGUGGAGCCGGAGAAGCAGAAGGAGGUGCAAGUGGACAGCAGACGAUGACCGAGUCGGAGAAGGUUAAGGAGGAGGCGUUGGCAAGGCAGCGAGAACUGGAUGAGCAGAGGGAGAAGGAGAGGGAGAGUGAGGAGAGGGAAGAGAAGAAGAGGCGUGAAAGAGAGCAAGCGUCUGCGGAUAGCAAUCCACUCAACUCUGCCAUCACGAGCAGGUAUAGUUCGGGUUGGGCGUCGAUCUUUGGAACUGUUAGUAAGAGGACUAAGAUGAUUACGGAAAACGGUGAGCCGGUGAAAAGAGAUGGGAAUGGGAUGGAAGUCAUGGAUCUGGACCUGGAUGAGAAUGAUGGACUAGGUCAGGAGGUGGCGAAGGUUGAAGAAGAGAAUGUGAUUGCGAAACAUAAGGACCUUGAGAGAGUCAAGGCAUUGGACGGGAGUGCAGGUGGUGGCAGCAAGCCAGCGUCUAUCAAGUCGGCUCCAGUUGAAACGUCCGCAAGUUCCGGCGAGCAGAAGGACAAGGAUGAUACCAAAGGGAAGAAGAGAGUCAAAGGCGCACCCCCUAUGAUAACUGUCUCGGACGACGUACGACGGGAAAGCGAAUCGUUGCUCUCUUCGUCGUCGCAGGGGAACAAGAGUAAGAAACCUAGUCCUACGCCCUCUAUCAAAUCUGCCCCUCCUCCUAUAACCUCAUCGCCAACGAAGAUAUCGACAUCACCGCAUUCGCCGAGCUCACCACAUCCCCCACGGCCACCCAACCUAGUGCUGCCCACAUGGGUGGAUACAUUCCAUACACCUCCCAGAAGUGUUAUCCCGCCUUCGGCUCGGAGCGUUGAUGAUCGCGGAGACGGUGUGGUCAGUCGACUAGGGAGAGUCGGAAAAUGGUUGCUGGGCGGAGAUGGAGGUGGAAGUGGAAGUGGACGUGCAAGUACAAGUGAGAGAAGGAACACUUCUGUGCAUCAACCACACCGUAGAAGCGAUGGAUUGGCAUGGGAAGAAUGGGGUAAAAGUUUUCCCCGAGCAUUGGAUGUACUUGAAGGUAGAGGUCCACCCUUUGAGGAGCCGCCUUUACUGAAAAAGCUGGCUUGGAAUGUUGUCGGAGGUAGAGAGAAGGAGAGCGAUGGUAAUCCGGGUGAACAAAUGAGCCAUGGGAUUGCUGGGAAAGGAGCCGGAGGGGUCGGUAAAGAAGGGCAGAGUGCUGAGGGUCACGUUGGAGAUGUGUUACGAGGGUGUAAGAACGUUGUGGUCAUAGGAAUACAUGGAUGGUUUCCUGGUGCCGUUACGAGGACUAUGCUUGGAGAGCCCACUGGAACGAGUCUAAAGUUUGUCAACAUGAUGGUACAAGCCGUGGAGGAAUUCCAGAAUGUCCAUAAUGUCAAGCUUGAGAAGAUUACGAAGAUUCCACUGGAAGGCGAAGGGACUAUAAACCAGCGAGUGGACAAACUGUAUAAGAGCUUGCUCUCAAACAAGGAAUGGAUGUCAGACCUUCACAAUGCAGACGCCAUUUUCGUAGCCACCCAUUCUCAGGGAUCCGUUGUUUCUACUCAUUUGUUGGAUCGACUGAUCAGGGAUCGACACAUACGAACGGCGAAGAACGCGGCGGGAACGGAGGUCUUAGCAGAUCUGGGUGUCAACAUGAUCCCAUUGAAGCCUCAGAGAGUCUGUUGCUUGGCGCUUUGUGGGAUACAUCUGGGACCCCUGAGGUACUUGAGCUCGAGUGCGCUCGUGCAGCCGUUCAUUCAGUAUUUCGAGUCGACUGCUGCACGGGAGUUGUUCGAAUUUCAGAACACGGAGAGCGAAGUGUCAAAGUCGUACGUCAAUGCAUUGGAAAACGUUCUUUACAACGGAACAAAGAUCGUAUACGUUGCCUCGAUGGACGAUCAAGUGGUGCCGAUAUACUCUGGGUUGUUCACAUCUGCCACGCACCCCCUGAUUCUGAGGGCUCUUUACAUAGAUGGCGACGCUUAUAGUUCCUCUGAUUUCCUAUCUAACCUUCUUGUUCUAUUACUUCGAGUCAGGAACUGUGGGCUGCCCGACAGUGGGCUCUUAGCACACCUGUCGGAUGUGACGGCAGGAACGUUGAGUGGAGUCGGACACUCAACCGCGUAUGAGGAGCUAUCGAAUUACGCACUUGCUGUCAAUUACCUUUUCCUGACUAACGAUGGGUUGGAAGAGCACCCGAAGCUGCAUGUAGAGCCUUUCAAUGCUAAUUCAGAGCAAAAUGAUUAUGAGAUACCUUGGGCAUUACGAGAUCUGAUUGCAGAUGACCGCGAAUGGCACCCCAAGACGACGGUGUUAAAGGACGUCAAACGGAAAUUGCAGCCGAUUCAGAGGCUUCCAUCGACUUUUUUUUCUACAUCUGUUAUCACUACAACUACCAAUCCCAGUUCGGUCAGUAAAUUGUAGAUCAUAGCUUUCUUCUUUCCGUGCUCUAUUCGUCAUAAUAUGGAAUUCUGGGGUAUUCGUCGACACAACACUGUAGCGUUACAUCCAUUUCUAUUUUUAUUGUUACCACACACUACACAGACAUAACCUAUUCGAUAUCUGUAUAGAUCCAUACAAACAUAUACAGUCAUGAUACUCACA
Molecule: messenger RNA, 4935 nt
Organism: Marasmius oreades (fairy-ring Marasmius)
Lineage: Eukaryota; Fungi; Basidiomycota; Agaricomycetes; Agaricales; Marasmiaceae
Exons: 14
Coding region: 7-4755 (1582 amino acids)
Source: RefSeq, a predicted model, not a curated record